GCUUCCCAAUCUCUCUCUCUCUCUGGAAAAACCAAAUAGGAAGAAGAAAAAAGGGGGAAAUUGGGGAAAAGAAAAAUCAGAAUGGGUUCAUCGUCAAAGGCGGGGAAUAAAGGAGGGAGGAAGAUGAAGAAGGAGAAGGAGAUUAGCGAUCAGACCCUCACUCUCCGCCGCCGUCUCCAUGAAGCCCUCUCUCUUGGCAUUAGGCAGAUUGAGAACAAAGGAAGAAGAUGGCGGUGCACUGAUGCUGAGAUACAGUCACAUUCUCUUCGAGCCAUUUCUGCGUUCAUUAAAUGUAUGCCUUCUGUUCCAUUACAACAUUCUCUUAUAAAGGAAUCUGUCCCAGAUAUGCUGCUAGCCUUAGGAGGGAUACUUCAGUCAGAAAAUGAGAGCAUCUUGUGCCUAGCAGUAGAUCUGACGAUGGAAUUAGUUUGCAGUUUAGGGAAAUCCAUAUGCCAGUAUCACGUGCUAGAUAUCCUUAUGUCCUUGUCAUGCUUGUUGCCAACAUAUAAAGUAUCUGUUGUGGUUUCAUGUGCAACUGCACUGAAUCGCAUAUUGACAAACCUAGGGGCAAUGAGUUACCAAUACAGUGAGGAAGUUUGUGAAGUGAUUGUGAAAACUAAUUUGGUUCGCAGUGUUAUCUGUGUUAUGCAAGGUUAUGGAGAUGGAAGUCAACCAGUUGAAUACUUCUCAGAGACGGCAUGCCUUCUUAAGACAAUAAUUUGGAGGUGGCCGUCCUUUAGGUAUCAUGUUUGGAGUAAUUCUAAAUUGAUGGACGUACUGCAAGGGAUUAGUGCUAGAAAUGACACUUUAAAUACUCGUAGAGUUCUACAAUUAUGUUCUGCUCUAGCUCUUUGUGGUAAUGGAGCGAGGAAGAUUUUAGAAAAUGAGGAGCUUGUUUCCAAGAUUGUAGGAUGCACAGGAACUUCACAUUUAGACAGUGUCAGACUUGAGGCUCUAAAACUUUGCCAGCACCUGACGAGGUCUGCAGAAGUAUCUUCUCUGCUGACUGAUUCGUACUCUGAGCAGAUUGUUCAAGGAAUUAUCGGUGCAUUGGGUGGAUGGAGAUCAUGUUCCAAAAUUGUUCCUACUGAUCAGAUACCUUUAGUGAUGGAGGCAUUUCGUGCUGCAUUGAUAACUCGUUGGGCUGGGAAUCAUCAUUUUUUUUUCUGGAGCAAUGAGAUUGAUAGAGCCCUUCUUGAUAAUCUUAUUGGUAACUGUAGCAGAAGCGACCAAACUCGAGGAAUGGUUUUAUGUGAUGAACUAAUAGCUAAAGUGUAUGAUAACAUUACAAACACAAGACCAUUCAUAUGGGAUAUUCUUGGGUGGCUUGCAGCAUACUGCGAGGAAGAUUUUGUCCCUAAAACUACAGGGAAACUUUGUUGUCUAGAUGUUCUUAUUUUCUGUGCAUGUGCAGUGGCCAAGGAUUUGAUGCUUAAAAGGCGGAGUUCCUUUUCUCCUGAUAUUUCUGAGGCUGAACCUGUAGCUAGGGCGGUUCUGAUGCUGGUCACGUCACCCUCAAGGUACAUUGCAUUAAAAUCAAAAUCUUGGCUCUUUGAGAUGGCCAGACCUUAUGGCAAUGAUGGUUUAGAGAGUUUUCUGCUCUUCCUAAAGCUAAUUGCUGGUGGAGAUGUCCCUCUGGUGUCCGACAAUCUUCAAACUGCAAUAAAUCUUAUAGGCUUCGCUUGCUAUUCAGCUUUACCUGAUUUUCAGAAGACGAUUGUCAAGAAGAAAGGUUUGCAAAUGAUAUCUGACAUUAUAGAAAGAUGUUUGAAAAGUGAUAUACAUGUUAGUCGCUCUACCAUUGUUUCUCAUCUACGUAGCAUUCCAGAAGAAAAAACAUGCUGCUGGAAUCAUGUAGGAGACUGGGAAGGUGGAGAUGUUAUUUUAUUUUACUGUCUCCAAGCUCUUUCUCAGUUGAUAUCGUUCUCAAUGUUAGAGUGCAAUCAGCAUGAGAUAACUUCAGAGGAGGUUGUUGUCUCUGAUGCUGAUGGUCUGGUUGAGAAGCUUCAGUUCAUAUUGCAUAGCAACUCUAGCCAGGGACCGAAGCGGUAUGCUGCUUACAUCUUAAGCUUCUUUGGUUCCUUUGGCACCCAAAGCAAGCUUGGACAAAAGAUGGAGAGAGCUCUUAAUGAGAACGAGCUAGCUGACUUGCAAUUUGUGUUAUCAAAUGGUCAAUCUUUGAGGGUUCAUAGUGUCAUUCUCUGGGCUAGGUGUCCAGAUCUGCUUCCCAAAGAAACUUCUUUGAAGGAUGAGCAAGAGUCUGAACAGAACCCAAGAACAAGGCAGGAAGUUCGCAUGUCUGAUCGGGUGGACUACUAUUCACUUAUAAAGAUUCUUGAGUAUACUUAUACUGGGUUUCUCCGAUUAGAAGAAGAUCAUCUGAAGCCCUUAAAAAUUCUUGCAAACUGCUGUCGUUUGAAGUCUCUAUCGCUUAUGCUUCAUCGGAAAUUGCCAACAUGGGGUUCUUCCAGUCCAAGUUGUGAUUUCACUAAAGCACUUGAACCCACUGAAAGUUCAUGUUUUGACAUCAUCUUGGAAGCAGAGGGGAGCGGAGGGGCCUGGGAUUGUAGUAUAUGCCAGUUAUCAAGGCCACACGUCCAUGCUCACAAAAUUAUAUUGUGGGCCAAUUGCAAUUAUCUACAGGCAUUGUUCCGGUCAGGAAUGCAUGAGAGUUACUCACAGAUCAUCAAGGUUCCUGUUGGUUGGAUUGCUCUGACCAAACUAGUUAACUAUUUCUAUUCGGGGAAGCUACUAAGGAUUGAAACCGACUGCACGUGGAAGAAUAUGGACAAAAAUCAGCAAUUGUUGCAACUUCAGGCCUAUGUAGAACUUUCUUCGUUGGCUGAAUUCUGGCUCUUAGAAGAAGUUGGAGAUGAGAGCUUAGAUAUUAUUUUCUCAUGCCUGGAAGCAGACCAGAAAAUAUCAGCUGAUAUCAUUCAUUAUGCAGCCAAACUCAGCCAAUGGAAAAUAGUUGAAGUGGGUGUGAGUAGCAUUGCCCAUCUAUAUCCCAAGAUGCGCCAUGCCGGAGAUCUCGAAAAGCUCAGUGAGGAAGUGGUUGAGAUGUUGAGAACUGAAUAUGUUCGGUAUUCGCAAAAGGGAUCUUGAGAGGGUUUGUAGAUUCCGGAGAUAAAUCUUUAGAGAAGUUGCCUACUUUAAAGUCAUCACAUACUGAAGUCCCUCAAGCUGGGGAAGUGUACCUCUGGUUUUUCCAUACAAGCUAUGUAAUUAGUAUCAUGUAAACUUUUUGUGCAUUUGUUUGCUUGAAACCUUAUCGUAUCAGAAACAAAUUAAAGUGCUACAAAAUGUAAUUAAGGAGCGUGAAACAUUCUUUACUUGAUACAAAUCUUGCAUUUUUCUUUUCUUUCUUUCCUUUU
Asparagus officinalis (garden asparagus) is the source of this 3374-nucleotide messenger RNA. Its product is annotated as BTB/POZ domain-containing protein At1g04390. Gene Ontology annotation, molecular function: protein binding. NCBI's taxonomy places the organism in Eukaryota, Viridiplantae, Streptophyta, Magnoliopsida, Asparagales, Asparagaceae. The transcript has 8 exons. Bases 82 to 3105 code for a protein of 1007 amino acids. The record is from RefSeq and is a predicted model, not a curated record.